AUGGCUAAAAUGCAGACUUUAACAGUGGAGAAUCUUGCGGGUCACCAUAGCGACCACUUCAGAAGCAAGCGGCCAUCACUGGUCUCGAAGGAGGGCAGCGAGGGUUCCCAUACGACCAAUUACAGUAUGCGCCGGAUGUCGCGUUUCGAGGGCCGCCCUAGCGUCCAGUAUAACCGCCGGAUAUCCAUGGUGUCCCGAUCCAGCGUAACCGGAAGUUUGUUUGGAAUUAAGAACAUUGGACUGUUUCCAGUGAAGCGGCAGAAUACGUACAAGCUGCAGCCGGACCACAGUGAAGUGUUCAAGCCCGAAAGUGUGCGUGCCAUUAUACAGGAAGUUCUCGAUGAAUGCCUGGACGGUGAGACGUACAACCCUAGACAGUGCCGGAACCUCUCACAGAUGCUCACGGACCUCAUCAAGUCGCGCGUGAAGGACAUGGGAUUUCAGCGCUACAAGUAUAUAGUGACGGUGACCAUUGGUCUGGACAGUAACCAGGGAUUCCGUGUAGUCAGUCGGUGUCUGUGGAACAAGGACACGGACAAUUACGCCGAGGCGAGUUAUAACAAGAAUGGAUUGUACGCGGUGGCUGCUGUGUACGCGUGUUAUUGUGAAUAG
Dreissena polymorpha is the source of this 612-nucleotide messenger RNA. Its product is annotated as dynein light chain Tctex-type protein 2B-like. The coding region runs from base 1 to 612 and encodes 203 amino acids. The record is from RefSeq and is a predicted model, not a curated record. The transcript has a single exon. Gene Ontology annotation, cellular component: cytoplasm; cytoplasmic dynein complex. Gene Ontology annotation, biological process: microtubule-based movement. Gene Ontology annotation, molecular function: dynein intermediate chain binding. Lineage: Eukaryota; Metazoa; Mollusca; Bivalvia; Myida; Dreissenidae.